UUUCUUACAACUCUGCAACUCUUUUUUCACAAGUGUUUUUCAGCAGUGUUUUUCCUUGACAUUUCCUUCUUAGCUCAGCAUAGUUUUUUCCAUAGUAGAAUUAUAAUUCUACUAUGGUUUUUUCUUCCCUCUUAUUUUCUUAUUUUCAAAAUGAAUUGCUACGAUAAAGCCUUGUAUAAAGUGGUAGACCAAAUGUUGAUAGCCAAGGACUGCGAAUUGGAGGACGGAUUCAUGCGUCAUACGCUGGUGGAACUGUUGCGGAACAAAAUCCGUGAGAUUGGCACUCGCACCAGUAAUGGUUCCAAUCAUGCCGGCCGCCCUGUGCCCAGCUUCUUUGAUCUGGAGCGCACCUUUGGCCAGAUGGGCAUCGCCGCGGCUGACCUCAGGGCCAUGAUUCGUAGUCAGGGACGCAUCCAGCACCCUGUCCAGUGUCCAAAGCCGGAGACACGCGACGAAGACUUCCACAAGGGGCCAGAGCCGAUGCUGACCGAGACCAACACCCGUGAGCUGGCCGGAUGCUCUCACAUCCCUGACAAUUUCCCGCCCUUUCCCGGGGCGCACAGCUACAAGAGCACACUGAUUAAGAAGAGGACGGAGAAGAGCUAUGAGGAGGUGCGCCAAUGCCAUGCCGAGAACCAGCUGAGCGCCCAGCGGGCCCUCAAUGGAUUUUACCUGGGCUGCGAGCCGAAUCUAUCGCUGGCCGGUAGUGCCUUGACGAAGGAAGACAGCUUCAAGGUCCUGGUCUUAGAUCCUCGCCAGAAAGUUGCCUGUGUGGAUGCUCUAAUGCCACGCAGCGAAGUCUUCGAAAAGGAUAUAUACGAGGCCAAGGAUGAGAUAACUCAUGCAGCUCUCAACUCCGCCUUCCUGAUGGAGCCAAAGAUGGAGAGUUCACACCAAUACAACGGAGGCGAGGACGUGGAAAUGUACGAGGUAUACAACGAUGUGGAGCUGGACUCCACGUCCGAGGAGGAUGGCAUUAACUGGUCAGCGUCCGACUGAAAAUGAAUUAAGCUGCUGCACACGAAAUGCUUCCAUUACACAGACCCUCACAGUCCACGAAAAAGUGUGAGAAAAAUAAAUUCAUUUCAAUUACA
Drosophila kikkawai is the source of this 1094-nucleotide messenger RNA. It is a transcript of the gene sa, whose product is annotated as spermatocyte arrest. Gene Ontology annotation, biological process: transcription initiation at RNA polymerase II promoter. Gene Ontology annotation, molecular function: protein heterodimerization activity. NCBI's taxonomy places the organism in Eukaryota, Metazoa, Arthropoda, Insecta, Diptera, Drosophilidae. The record is from RefSeq and is a predicted model, not a curated record. Gene Ontology annotation, cellular component: transcription factor TFIID complex.